Molecule: messenger RNA, 4529 nt
Organism: Nanorana parkeri
Lineage: Eukaryota; Metazoa; Chordata; Amphibia; Anura; Dicroglossidae
Gene: MYO6
Product: myosin VI
Exons: 37
Coding region: 1-4194 (1397 amino acids)
Biological process (GO): inner ear auditory receptor cell differentiation; inner ear morphogenesis; actin filament organization
Cellular component (GO): actin cytoskeleton; myosin complex; cytoplasm
Molecular function (GO): ATP binding; actin filament binding; microfilament motor activity
Source: RefSeq, a predicted model, not a curated record
AUGGAGGACGGAAAGCCUGUGUGGGCGCCACACCCAACUGAUGGAUUUCAAUUGGGAAAUAUUGUGGAUAUUGGUCCAGAUUCUUUAACAAUUGAACCUUUUCAUCAAAAAGGAAAGUUCUCCUCUAAGGUGCUCACCAGCAAGCUACUGGAGGUCUUUGUAGACACCUCGACAUCUUGUAUCUCAGAUGGGGGUGUAAAGGUAGUUUACAGGGCCUGCAAGCUAGAGUUUGGACUCUCAGUUCAUCACUUCCAACAUAUCUGUGUGCCUACGCCCCCACUCUGCAGUCAUAGCUUGACUCACAGCAGAAGGAGCCUAUGGCUCCUCUGGCCUAAGUACCCACCCCCGCAACCUGGCAGUUUGGGGAAACCCUUGUAUCUUCCUUGUCGCAGCAGAGGAGACGAGCGGCUGCAGACUUUUUUGGCAGCUAUAAAUCAAGUGUUUCCGGCAGAAGAGGACACUACAAAACAUGUUGAAGAUAACUCUCUGUAUGUGUCAGACAUGUCAGACAUACUGAUGUCGGGUGAAGGUGUUGUGUGGUUACACCAGACUUGUGUGGCCAACAUUUUAAUUGCGAUAAAUCCAUAUUUUGAUGUACCAAAAAUUUAUUCUUCUGAUGUCAUUAAACAAUACAAGGGUAAAUCACUAGGAACGUUACCACCACAUGUCUAUGCAAUAGCCGAUAAGGCCUUCCGAGACAUGAAGGUUUUAAAGAUGAGCCAAUCAAUCAUCGUGUCUGGAGAAUCGGGAGCCGGCAAAACAGAAAAUACGAAGUUUGUUCUGAGGUACCUGACUGAAUCGUAUGGGUCUGGGCAAGAUAUCGAUGAGAGGAUUGUAGAAGCGAAUCCCUUGUUGGAGGCCUUUGGCAAUGCAAAAACUGUGCGGAAUAACAACAGCAGCCGUUUUGGAAAAUUUGUAGAAAUACACUUCAAUGAAAAGCAUUCUGUAGUAGGGGGAUUUGUAUCUCACUACCUCUUGGAGAAGUCCCGCAUAUGUGUGCAAGGACAAGAUGAAAGAAACUACCAUAUUUUCUACAGGUUGUGUGCCGGAGCACCAGAAGAAAUUCGCCAGAAACUUUUCUUGAAUUCCCCUGAUAAUUUUAGGUAUUUGAAUCGAGGCUGUACCAGGUAUUUUGCUUCCAAGGAGACUGAUAAACAGAUUUUACAAAACCGCAAGAGUCCUGAGGAAGAUGAGUACCUCAAACAUGGCUCCCUAAAGGAUCCCCUCUUAGAUGAUCAUGGAGAUUUCAAUCGAAUGGUCGUAGCUAUGAAAAAGAUUGGCUUGAAUGACACAGAGAAGCUUGAUCUUUUCCGAGUGGUUGCUGGCGUCCUGCACCUUGGAAAUAUUGAUUUUGAAGAAACUGGGAGCACCUCUGGUGGCUGCACUUUAAAGAACCAAUCUAGCAAGUCAUUAGGAUGCUGCUCAAAGCUGCUGGGUUUGGACGAAGAUGAUCUACGAGUCAGCCUCACCACGCGGGUCAUGCUUACAACAGCAGGGGGCACCAAAGGCACAGUUAUCAAGGUGCCUCUGAAAGUGGAGCAAGCAAAUAAUGCCCGGGAUGCGCUGGCAAAAGCGGUAUACAGCCGACUUUUUGAUCAUGUGGUUAACCGAGUAAACCAAUGUUUCCCAUUUGAGAGGUCUUCUUUCUUCAUUGGCGUUUUAGAUAUUGCUGGCUUUGAAUACUUUGAACACAACAGUUUUGAACAAUUCUGCAUUAACUACUGUAACGAGAAGCUGCAGCAAUUCUUCAAUGAAAGGAUCCUGAAAGAGGAACAAGAAUUAUACCAGCGAGAGGGUCUUGGUGUCAAUGAAGUGCACUAUGUGGAUAACCAGGACUGUAUAGAUCUUAUUGAAUCUAAAUUAGUUGGUAUCCUUGAUAUUCUGGAUGAGGAGAAUAGGUUGCCCCAGGCUAGUGACCAACAUUUCGCAUCUGUUGUUCACCAAAAACACAAGGACCACUUCCGACUUACUAUCCCCAGAAAAUCCAAACUCACUGUUCACCGAAAUGUGCGAGACGAUGAGGGCUUUAUCAUCCGACAUUUUGCAGGAGCCGUGUGCUAUGAAACCACUCAAUUUGUGGAAAAGAAUAAUGAUGCUCUGCAUAUGUCACUUGAGUCCCUCAUCUGUGAGUCCAAAGAUAAAUUUGUACGGGAUUUGUUUGAAUCAGCCAAUAAUAACAAGGAAUCCAAGCAGAAGACUGGGAAACUCGGCUUCAUCAGUGUGGGGAACAAGUUUAGGACCCAGUUAAAUCUUCUGCUUGAAAAGCUCCGCAGCACGGGAUCUAGCUUCAUCCGUUGCAUCAAGCCCAAUUUAAAAAUGACAAGUCAUCAGUUUGAAGGAGCACAAAUUCUGUCUCAGCUUCAGUGUUCAGGAAUGGUAUCUGUCCUGGAUCUCAUGCAGGGAGGCUUCCCAUCUCGAGCUUCAUUCCAUGAACUUUAUAACAUGUACAAAAAGUAUAUGCCUGCUAAGCUGUCUCGUCUGGACCCCAGACUUUUCUGCAAGGCUCUGUUCAAAGCCUUGGGCUUAAAUGAAAAUGAUUACAAAUUUGGGUUAACUAAGGUGUUUUUCAGGCCUGGCAAGUUUGCUGAGUUUGAUCAGAUUAUGAAGUCUGAUCCAGAACAUUUGGCGGAACUGAUAAAACGUGUCAAUCACUGGCUUAUCUGCAGUCGUUGGAAGAAGGUCCAGUGGUGUGCACUUUCAGUCAUAAAAUUGAAAAACAAGAUUAAGUACCGAGCUACUGCCUGCAUUAAAAUGCAAAAGACUAUUCGGAUGUGGCUCUGCAGAAAGAAACACAAACCACGAAUUGAUGGUAUGAUGAAGGUGAAGACACUCAAAACUAGGCUGGACAAAUUUAAUGAAGUAGUCAAUGCCCUGAAGGAAGGCAAACAAGAGAUGAGCAAACAAGUAAAGGACUUGGAGUUGUCCAUCGAUGCUCUUCUAUCUAAGAUAAAGAACACUAUAAUGUAUCGUGAUCAGAUAGAUAAAGAAUAUGAUGCACUUGUCAAGAGUUCAGGUCAGCUCCUUAAUGCUCUACAAAAGAGGAAGAAGGAGGAAGAGGAGGCUGAACGCUUGCGUCGCAUUCAUGAGGAGAUGGAAAGAGAGAGGAAGAGACUUGAAGCAGAGGAGGAACUCCGGAGAAAAGAGGAAAAUGAAAGGAGGCUAAAGGCUGAGAUUGAGGUAAAGCGAAAACAGGAAGAAGAAGGCCGGAAAAAGAGAGAAGAGGAGGAAAGAAGAAUUCAGGUCGAGGUGGAGAUGCAGAUGGUGAAAGAACGAGAGGAGCAGUCACAGCAGCAGACUAUACUUGAACAAGAGCGAAGAGAUCGGGAGCUUGCUAUGAGAAUUGCUCAGAGUGAGGCAGAGCUUAUCAAUGAGGAAUUUGGCACAGAUUCUGCAUUACGCAGCAUAAAAACAGACCUCAUUCAACCCUCUGCAGCUCAUGCCAAGACUGGUGGAGAAAAGAGCAACAUGACAAUGGACGAAAUGAUUAAGGAAAUGUCACAGAUACUGGCUAGGGGAGUGCAAGUUCAAGCCACAAAAUCUGCUGCUACCGUCAAAAAGCAUGACUUAAGUAAAUGGAAAUACGCGGAGCUGAGAGAUGCAAUCAAUACCUCAUGUGACAUCGAGCUGCUGGCAGCAUGCAGAGAGGAGUUUCACAGGCGGCUCAAAGUUUAUCAUGCCUGGAAAUCCAAGAACAAGAAGCGCAAUACAGAGACGGAACAACGAGCUCCAAAGUCGGUUACAGACUAUGAUUUUGCUCCAUUUAUGAACAGCAAACCCCAACAGAACCCAGUAGUACAGCUGCCUGCCAAGCAACAGGAGGUUGAAGUAAACAGACAACAGCGUUACUUCCGUAUUCCAUUUAUUCGUCCUGCUGACCAGUAUAAGGAUCCUCAGAACAAGAAGAAAGGCUGGUGGUAUGCACAUUUUGAUGGUCCAUGGAUUGCUCGUCAGAUGGAACUGCAUCCAGACAAACCUCCCAUCUUAUUGGUUGCAGGCAAAGAUGACAUGGAAAUGUGUGAACUAAACCUUGAAGAAACUGGAUUAACAAGAAAGCGAGGUGCAGAAAUUCUUCCCAGGCAAUUUGAAGAGAUUUGGGAGCGCUGCGGCGGGAUCCAGUACUUGAGUAAUGCUAUUGAAAGCAGACAAGCUCGGCCAACCUACGCCACAGCAAUGCUUCAGAACCUACUCAAGUAGCUGGCUAGUGAAUACACUGUUGCACUAAGAGAUUUAGUACAUAUGGGUUUAUGUAAAGGGAAGUAAACCUCUGCAAGGAGAACUAGACAUUCCAUAAUUAUAGAGAAGUUUUAAUAUAAAGCAGACAGGUUUUAUUAAUUGCAGAGAUUUCUUAAUUCAUAAUUUUUUGAUGUUUUGAUCUAGUAGCACAAUAGAGAUGUUGUCUGUGGCCCUAGUAGGCUAUUUUGUAGGGUUUUUUUUAUUUUAUUUAUCAUGCUUCUUGAGGCCUUACCUUUGAUAAGAUUUGUUUCUUCUGUAUCAACAUGAAGUUCUAUAGGGCAAUAUUUUCCAAGCAG